UCCACUCCCCACUCUGCUCCUCGGCUUUACCAUAAUCAUCAACCUGCAUCUCUCUCUCUCUCUCUCUCUCUCUUCUUUUGCUGGUUCUUUAUGGUUUUGGCCCUUUCAUCCUCUCUCUUCACAUUUUGAAGCUUUGAUUUGAUGUUACACCCCCAAUUAAUGGAGCCAACAAAAGAGGACCAUAGCCUUCCUUCCUCCAAAUCUUCGCUCCCAAAGCCAAGGACUGAUCGUUUCAUAAGGUGAUAGUCUCUUGAAUCAGAUCCUCCAGGACAAUAGGAACAGUAGAGCUCCAAAAACAAUGGACGUGAUCUUCCGACAGGGAAUCACGAUGAAACCGAUAAUCGACCUCGAAACCGAAGCUUCACCAGAAAACUAUCUUUCAGACGCAAGUAGUCAAGCAGCUUCGAACUUGUCGCUUCAAAAUUACAGAUCGAUCUUCAACUCACCAGACCAAGAAAUUUCUCUGACUCUGAGUUUAUGUUUCAACAACAACAACAACGUGACGAACCCAGAUGAAUCUUCGUCUCUGGGACUGCCAUUAUCGAGCUCGAGCGAAAACAGCAACAACACAACAGAACAACAACAACAACAACCGUCUUUUACAGAGAGAGUCUUCACCUGCAACUACUGCAAGAGAGAUUUCUACAGCUACCAGGCUCUUGGAGGUCACCAGAACGCUCACAAACGCGAGAGAACGCUCAUGAGACACACGAUGCGGACCGGUCUAGGAAUUCUUGAUGCGGACAGCUACUCUGCCAUCUCAUGUCUUCCCCUGCACGGCGGCGGCGAUGGCGGAAACAACGCAGCAGCUGCUGUCACGUCAUUCAGGACUCUCGGGAUCAAACCUCAUUCGUUUUCUCACGGAGCACUGAUCAGGCCUCAGGAGGGGAUGAUCCAGAACACGGGGAGGUUCGACAAGGGGUAUUUCGGUAAUUUCGUACCCUGCUCCCGGGAAGAGGAUGAGGCCGAGUUGCUUUGGCCGGGGAGUUUCAGGCAAGAGGUUGCGGGUAACGGAAGGGAAGGUAAAGUGGGUUUCUUGGAUGUCAAGCGAUCGGAGGAGAUGGAGAACACUCUGCCGGAUCUAACUUUGAAGCUUUGAAUGAUAUCUUUUUUUUUUCCUUUUAGUUUUGCUGUUGCAGCUCUAUAACUCUCUUAUGUAUGGAAAUGGGCAUUGCAUAA
Tarenaya hassleriana is the source of this 1179-nucleotide messenger RNA. Its product is annotated as zinc finger protein 4-like. The coding region runs from base 299 to 1099 and encodes 266 amino acids. The record is from RefSeq and is a predicted model, not a curated record. The transcript is spliced from 2 exons. Lineage: Eukaryota; Viridiplantae; Streptophyta; Magnoliopsida; Brassicales; Cleomaceae. Gene Ontology annotation, biological process: negative regulation of abscisic acid-activated signaling pathway.